Messenger RNA from Urocitellus parryii (Arctic ground squirrel), 1400 nucleotides. Lineage: Eukaryota; Metazoa; Chordata; Mammalia; Rodentia; Sciuridae. The record is from RefSeq and is a predicted model, not a curated record.
ACCAUCAGCGUGAUCAUUGACGUUGAUGUGCAUGCUUCCGUCAUUGUGUCGGCCCUCAUUGCCACUCUGUACACCCUGGUGGGUGGUCUCUACUCUGUGGCCUACACAGACGUUGUUCAGCUCUUUUGCAUUUUUGUAGGACUGUGGAUCAGUGUCCCCUUUGCCCUGUUACAUCCUGCCGUCUCUGACAUUGGAUUCACUGCUGUACACACCAAAUACCAGGAGCCCUGGCUGGGGACCAUUGAGUCCUAUGAAAUCUACACGUGGCUUGAUAGUUUCCUGUUGUUGAUGCUGGGUGGAAUCCCGUGGCAGGCAUACUUCCAGAGAGUCCUCUCCUCGUCCUCAGCCACCUACGCUCAAGUGCUGUCCUUCUUGGCGGCUUUUGGGUGCCUGGUGAUGGCUCUGCCAUCCAUCCUCAUUGGGGCCAUUGGAGCAUCAACAGACUGGAACCAGACUGCAUAUGGGCUUCCAGAUCCCAAGACGAAAGAGGAAGCGGACAUGAUUUUACCGAUUGUUUUGCAGUAUCUCUGCCCUGUGUACAUUUCUUUCUUUGGCCUUGGUGCUGUGUCUGCUGCUGUCAUGUCUUCAGCUGAUUCUUCCAUCUUGUCAGCAAGUUCAAUGUUUGCUCGGAACAUCUACCAGCUUUCCUUCAGACAAAAUGCAUCGGACAGGGAAAUUGUUUGGGUCAUGCGAAUCACGGUGUUUGUGUUUGGAGCAUCUGCAACAGCCAUGGCCCUGCUGACCAAGACCGUGUACGGGCUCUGGUACCUGAGCUCUGACCUUGUCUACAUCAUCAUCUUCCCACAGCUGCUCUGUGUGCUCUUUGUCAAGGGCACCAACACCUACGGGGCCGCGGCAGGCUACGUCUCUGGGCUCUUCCUGAGAAUCACUGGAGGGGAGCCGUACCUGUACCUGCAGCCCUUGAUCUUCUACCCUGGUUAUUACUCUGAUAAGAACGGUAUCUAUAACCAGAGAUUCCCAUUUAAGACUCUGGCCAUGGUCACCUCAUUCCUAGUUAACAUCGGUGUCUCUUAUCUGACCAAAUACCUAUUUGAAAGGGGAACCUUGCCGCCCAAAUUAGAUGUAUUUGAUGCUGUUGUUGCAAGGCACAGUGAAGAAAACAUGGAUAAGACAAUUCUGGUCAAAAAUGAAAAUAUUAAAUUGAAUGAACUUGCGCCUGUGAAGCCUCGACAGAGCGUGACUCUCAGCUCCACUUUCACCAAUAAAGAGGCCCUUCUAGACAUCGACUCCAGUCCAGAAGGCUCUGGGACUGAAGAUAAUCUACAGUGACACCAUCUAAAUAAAAUACUGCUUUUGCAAACAGAGCACUCUAGUAGGAUAGUCCUGGAAAGAUGGUUCAUGGCACAUAUAACACAUAUUAAAAUUAUAAACCACGUUCA